Cygnus olor (mute swan) is the source of this 6870-nucleotide messenger RNA. RefSeq names its product TBC1 domain family member 24 (gene TBC1D24). NCBI's taxonomy places the organism in Eukaryota, Metazoa, Chordata, Aves, Anseriformes, Anatidae. The transcript has 11 exons. The coding region runs from base 595 to 2280 and encodes 561 amino acids. The record is from RefSeq and is a predicted model, not a curated record.
GCGGCCCCGCCGAGUGCCGGGGGUGCCCCCAGUGCUACCGGCGUGGGCCCGGCUGGAGGGGCGGUGUGUGCGCGCCCGGAGAGCGUUCUGAGCCCGAAGGUCUCGCUGCUGAGUUUGUUCCCUGAAUAUUCCCGGACCUGGCAGAAGGGAGCAAGUCAUAAGAAGAUCUAUACGAAGAAAAGAAAACUUGUGCAGAGGGACGGAUGGAGGAAGAUUCAGAAGGAGUGGGAGGAGGAGACGACAAAGGCUGGCUAGAAUUUUUCUGAAAUUUCUUGGGCUCUUCUCCUUUGGCAAGUGGAGAAUGACAGAAAAAUGUUAACAGAGCUACGUUGACUCUGCAAUGGACUGGUAUCCCACCGUUACUCUGUUGCAGAUCCCGAAGACGUGCUCUCAAGGAAGCGUUGCUUCUAAACAUCAUAAGAUAGCCUGCUUUCAGGUCUGAGGUGGGGACAACAUGUUGCCUCCUUUAAUUACAGUCUGAGAAUUAACUUCAUGUGGAAGAACACAACAAAAAGAAAUGGAAAAUCUGCAAGACAUUUAAUGAUGAAAUAGGCUCAGUUCUCAUGAUUUUUCUCAUAUGCUUCUCCUCAAGCCAUGGAUGAAUACAGCUGCUUUGUGGAUUGGGACAAAAUGGAUGUUACUGUCCAGAGCCAGGAUGCAAAGGACCUAACCUGCACGGAGUUCCAGGAACUCAAGCAGCUGGCCCGACAAGGCUACUGGGCCAAGAACCAUUCUCUGAGAGCCAAAGUGUACCACAAGCUAAUUAGCAAUAUCCCAUGCCGCACAGUGACCCCGGACGCAAAUGUUUACCGUGACAUUGUUGUGAAGAUUGUUGGAAAGCGUAACAGUAACUCCCUGCCACUACCAGAGUUUGUUGACGACAGCCUCGUCCCUACGUACUGCUUGAAUGCUGAAGGCAUUGGGGCAGUCAGGAAGAUUAUUUUGUGCAUUGCAAAUCAGUUCCCAGACAUAUCGUUUUGCCCAGCACUGCCUUCUGUGAUAGCUUUGCUCCUUCACUACAGCAAGGAUGAGGCAGAGUGUUUUGAACAGGUUUGCCGCAUCCUUGCUUGCAAUGACCCUUCUAAGCGGCUCAUUGAUCAGACAUUCCUAGCCUUUGAGUCCUCGUGCAUGACUUUCGGGGACCUGGUUAACAAGUACUGUCAGGCAGCACACAAGCUGAUGGUGGCAGUGUCUGAGGACGUGUUAGAGGUAUACUCGGACUGGCAGCGGUGGCUCUUCGGAGAGCUGCCCAUGGCAUACAUUGCUCGGGUCUUUGACGUGUUUCUGGUGGAGGGCUACAAAGUUCUCUAUCGUGUUGCACUGGCUAUUCUGAAAUUUUUUCACAAAGUCAGAGCUGGGCAGCCCAUGGAGUCUGACAGCAUACAGCAGGAUAUUCGAGCUUUUGUGAGAGACAUUGCGAAGUCAGUGUCUCCAGAGAGGCUUCUGGAAAAAGCCUUUGCUAUCCGCCUUUUCUCACGGAAGGAGAUCCAGCUGCUGCAGAUGGCCAACGAGAAGGCUUUACAGCAGAAGGGCAUCACAGUCAAACAGAAAAGUGUGGCAUCUCCAAAAAGACAGAACGUGCACUUGGCAGUCCAUGCUGAGAACUUCAAGUCUGAAAUCGUCAGUGUGAAAGAGAUGCGAGAUAUCUGGUCAUGGAUCCCAGAGCGCUUUGCACUUUGCCAGCCCCUCUUGCUCUUCACCACCUUGGAACAUGGCUGUAGUCUGAGCAGGUUCUAUUCUCAUAGUGAGGGACAUGAACCAACUCUUCUUCUCAUCAAGACCACAGCAAAGGAGGUCUGCGGUGCUUAUCUGUCAACUGACUGGAGCGAGCGGAGACGAGGCGGGAACAAGCUGAGUUUCUUUGGAACUGGGGAGUGCUUUGUAUUUAGGCUGCAACCAGAAGUAGAACGCUAUGAGUGGGUAAUCAUAAAACAUCCAGAACUGGCCACAAGUGGUUCUGAACCAGGAAAUCAUGUCUCACCAGCUUCCAGCACCCUUUCGUCCCGUAGCCUUCCAUCAGACCCAUCAGAUCGCCUUUCUCCUUUCUUAUCAGCUCGGCACUUCAACUUGCCUUCUAAAACAGCCUCCAUGUUCAUGGCUGGCAGCAGUGAAUGCAUCAUUAUAGGAGGUGGUGAUGGCCAGGCUCUUUAUCUCGAUGCAGACCUGAACCAUGGAAGAACCAGCCACUGCAAUACUUUCAAUAAUCAACCAUUGUGUUCUGAAAGCUUCCAGAUCUCUGUCUUGGAGGUGUGGGGCUUCAGGGACACCAUGAAUGGCUGACAUGACUAUCAUUAUUCAGGCAGUUUUUCAGUUGUCUUAGGAUUUCCAGGGAAAAUUCUAAUGCAGGAGCCUAGUUAGAACAUAAUUACCUGUGGGCACAGUGUUCCUUAAUAAUUACUAAGCAGUGCACUUGAAUGCAGGGCUUAGUUGUUUACUUUUAUUUAAGGCAAGUUAAAGUGAAGUGAUGUACCUGAUUAACUCCUUAGCUCAUUACCUCUAGAUACCAGAUCUGGCUGGAUUCAGGUGUUGAUAUUAGGUAAAAGUGAAAAUGGAAUGAUUUCAAACCAUCUUAAAUGUAUACAAGUCAAUAUCGCAGGACAAUUUUGCUGUUCAAUGCAAUUCCUCGGAGACACUGAGCUGCCUGAGGUGUACUGUAGAGCUGUGUGCCACUGGAAAAAGUAUCUUGCUUGAGCCAGUAACCUGAAACGUCCUUUCACAGGAAUAUUGGAGACCUCAGAUUUGACAAAAGGCAUAAAAAAGUUCAUAAAGGCAUGACAAAAGUUCAUAAAAUCAUUGCCCUGCUGUCAACAGACAUUGUGCAGACAAAUCAGGAGCUAUUAUCAGUACCAUUUCAUGAGAAAGUGAUGAAAGUCCUUAAUUCUCAAAGGAACUGUGAUUGCUAGUUACCUUCCUCCUUGUACCUGAGCCCUUGAUACAUUCCAGUUGCAUCUGUUUGAGGAGGCUGCCUCUGAAGAAGGCGUCCAGACAGGACAAUCAUAUCUCAGAGACUUGAUUCUUGUUUACAUUUGUAUUCCAUAUCAGUAUAAUAAUUUCAGUCUGACUUGUGUUUCAGGCAGCUGAAAGCCUAAGAUUAUGUGCAGUGCUUAGACACUUCCAUUUCUUUGUCUUUUGUGGAAGCUGAAAUGAAGCUUUAAAUCUGAGAAUAAUUGUGCUGAUAUCACUAAACAUUUGGGGAAUUAAACAUCGGUGUACAGAAGGUUAAUGUACUCUCCUGAAGUUAAAUGGAGGAAUGUGGGAGGGGAAUCUUCUAUGUAACGUUGUUCUGGAAGUAAACGAGUUUCCCAGGAGAACUCUAGGUGACGCUGUCUUUCCAUAUCAUGAGUCUUCCCUGCGAUGAGAUUCUGAACAAGGUAUUGUUCUUUUGCCAUCUGUGGUUGGGUCAGGUGUGGUUGAUGCAAAGAAGUUUUUGCUUAUUCCUGAGAAUUCAAGCGUGCAGUUCUGUUCUGCAAGCACACCUCAUGCUCUGUGAUCUCUGGAGGCAACUGCUGUCUGUCUUUAUCUAAAACUGCCUGUAAGUACUUCAGAGCCUCUCCCACAUGAAGCACAAGUACAUAAAUAUCAGUGGGUAGUCCAGAGCAUGCCACAGGGUGUUCUCAAAACUUCAGUGAGAGAUUCACUAGUAAGGUGAUUUACUACUAUGGGUGAAAUGAAGGGAAAAGAGGAAGUGAGGUGUUUUUUUUUCAGCUGUUCAAUCUAAAAAACUCUAUUGGAGUGGGGAAAAUGUUGUUACUACUUAAUCUUGAAGUUCAUAAAGGGAAAAACUUAAAAUUUUUAGUGGUAAAAUCUCAGCUGGGCUGAUCAGAAUCAUGUUAAUAUUCAGAGGUCACAGGUCAGUCAGGUUGAUGAUGUUGGCUUGUUUAUCAUGUCAGCAGUGAGGUAUGUGUCUUGGUAGAUUGUUGCCACUUGCAAAGUCAAUGAAUGAACUUGGCAAAAAUGUGAGUUUCUUCUUAUGGUGCCAUUUCGAAUUUUUUCAAAAUAACCCCUUGAAAUACUAGAUUGCAUAUACAAAUUUACGGCAUCUUUUGCACUGAGUAUAUCUGCUAGUAGAUUAUUUCUUACUGUUUGAGAGUAAGCAUGGGUCCUCUUUCCCACUUAGCACUCAGUGAGUUCUGCCCGGCUGUUGAUUCACGUACUGCUUGCUCUUUUCAUGGGUUUACUGUAAGCUUGGUUGAACUGGAAGGGUUGAUGUAAUCAGUAUUAUAAUAAUUAUACAGUGUAAUCAGUAUAGAUAUUGAUGGGAAGGGGCUUGAACUUCUGGCUUUUUACAAACAUUGGCUGAUGCUGCCUUACUACUUUUUUUCAAAGCUGGCAGUAUCAUGUUGCACUCAAUAAUAUCCCACAAAGUUCCUCUGACAAAAUAAAACACUUGGAAAAUGUACCGUGUUUAGUAGGAUUUCUUGAGUGUAGGUGGGAUUUGUUAGCUUUGUCCGUAUCAACUCUUUUUUCAGCUUGCCUGUGAAGUGCCCUUGCAAGAAAAUAAUAGCAUUAAUUUUCAACUUGUCAAGUUUUUGGAAAUUCCCUAGAGCUGCAUUUUGGCAGGAUUUGUGUGACUUCGGUAUUACACUCCAAAUGAAUAGCUUUUAUGUGCAAAAUCUCUCCUGCAGCUGGUGGUGGUGAUGUGACUUUUCUCUCUCCGUUCUUGCUGGAUGCAACUGUAUCAGUAAAACCGGAGUGCGGUACCAUGUCUUAAGUGAAACACUGUUCCUUUCCCUGGUCUGUUCUUAGUGCACUGAUAUUUGGGUGUUUGAAAUCAGAAAUUACUCGUAGUGGGUCAGAAAUUUGUAAUAGCGUAUUAGUGUGAGAAUUCAGGGACUGAUGCUAAAAAUCAGUGAGAUUCAGACAUCUGAGUCUCGAGUCCUUUUCAAAAGUCAGUUCUAGGACUCAGCCCAGAUUUCCUUAUAUCAAGUGAGAACAGCUUCUGGUCCCUCUGGUGAAGGAUCACAAAAGCCCCCUGUUAGGUAGCUUAUCUGGAUGACCAACCAAUCUUUCGCAUGGGACUAAAGGUAGAUCUUAUCUUCAUUCUUAAAGCAACACAUUGCAUUGGGUGGCACGACUCAGUGGUUGGCAGUGUCUUAACAGCUGCUCUGUCCAUGCAUCAGCAGUUAGGGGAGGGGUCCUUGGAGCACACACUGCCCACAGAACAAUUUGAACUGUGACUUGUACGAGUUUGCAAACCACAUCAGAGUGUAGAUGCCGUUUCAGACAGGUAGAUGGGGUGCCAGGUGAUCCUCCUUCUGCUGCCUAGUGAUAUUCUUAUCAAUCUUAAACCAUUGCUGCAAUGUGUGCUUCUUUAGUCCUUGUAGCCACCUCCUCUUGCAGACAUCCCGGAACACUACUGUAUUGUUCUGAAUUUGAAUAACCUAAAUAAACAAGAGGCUGCAAUAAUCUAGCAAGAGGAAUUAUACAAAGCUGUGUCAUCUUCACACAUUCCUUUGGUCCAGUAAAAAUGAAUGUUUCUUUUCAAGUGCAAGUCCUCGUGUGUGGUUUUCACUGUUUGUGAGACAUCUUAGAGGAAUAGCAGUGGGACUUGACUCACCAGUAGUGAAGAGGCUUUUUUCUUUCCGUGUAGUUAAUGGUUGUUGCUAACCAAGUGUAUAUCAAAGUCAGGUAAUUAAGCCAACAGUUUGUACGUUCCAUGCAAGACGCGAGAGGUGGACUGCAAACAAACUGCUCUUGAAGAAAAUGGGAACAGUGGGCACCUUAUCACAAGGUUAAAACUGUCCGAAGGUCCCCCAGCUGCAGAGUGUUUUGAUCGCGUUACAACUGACUGUUGGAGUGCCCUCCCUCGUGUUUGUAGUCCUGUUGGCAGCCAAGCACUAGUGUCACUUGAUAAACUGUUCAGCGUGAAGCUGGAGAGCCGAAGGCUGUGCGUCAGCUACCACAGUCCUGCAAGAGCAGUUUGCUUUCCUGAGAAGCUGUUUUUGCUUUGUAGUAUUCUCUUGAAGGCAGAAAAGACUAGAAACUCCUGACAUUAGAAACUUGCAUUUAUUUCUAAGUGGCAUUUAAGCUGUUGCCAGGCCACAGGAACUGUUUCCAGGUGCUAGACAGAGGGGACAGCCUUCCUCUUGAGACCUUGAAGCUGUCGUUCCUACACUUUGAUACACUAACUUUUCUGAUGAAGUAUGUUAAGGGGAGAGGGAAGGGGGAAAAAAACUCGGAUUUCCUCUGGGUUGAGAUAACUGAAAACAAUAAUAGUUGGAGGGGCAAGCAGUACUGAUCUUUGAGGAGCUGAACCUUAAUGCCCACAGAGAUCUGCGUUUAGUCAUGGAGGGCGGGCACAUAUCAAUCAGCUCCUGUUGGUGUGCUUUGAAGUUCUGCACCUUCUCCUUUGAAAUGUGGCCUCAUUUCUGCGGGGGAGGGAGCUUCCUCUGCUGACGGCGCAGUCACCGUCGUGAUGCCGAUGCCAUGGCGAGUGGGGACCAAGAGCUCACCUGCAGCUGUGGCACCGGAGGAGCUGAGCUGCUGCUGCUGACCCCCGGAGUGUGACCGUUAGAUCCGAGUCUCAGGCACCCCACUCUUCACCUGGGAUGCCUUUCUGCCAGCCCUGUCAUUGUCCUGAGUGUUGUGCGGAACUCCUCAUAGCUGAGAUGAAUGUGUGUGUUGUUUGGUGUGACCUUUUUGCUUCGGAUGAGUGGGUGUGCUGCUGAACUGCUUUCCGACCCGAUUGUUGGAAUUGCUGCCCUGCAUUGAUGCUGGUUUUGUUACUGUGAAGAAUCUUGCAUUGUAUUGAAAGGUAUUUGACUGUGGAAGCUACUGACUUUGUUCUUCAGCAAAGCUGUCUGUGGAUUUUUCCUUGUUGUAGACCUCAGAGCAAGCAAUAUGGUAAAACUGAGAAAUAAACCUUUGAGC